Messenger RNA from Desarmillaria tabescens, 2404 nucleotides. RefSeq lists its product as uncharacterized. Bases 323 to 2071 code for a protein of 582 amino acids. Lineage: Eukaryota; Fungi; Basidiomycota; Agaricomycetes; Agaricales; Physalacriaceae. The record is from RefSeq and is a predicted model, not a curated record. The transcript is spliced from 4 exons.
GUAUUGAAUACGUGUAACAUCAUAUGGCUUCGGUAUUGAUAUCUUACUUGAAUCCUGAUAUGUCUUGGUUCUUUGGGUAAUUAAAUGUUCUAUUUUUUGUGUGUUCUGAUCCAACAGGAAAAAUUGACGCGUCUGGCGCGUCUGUGGCCCAUGUCACGUGCAACUGCAAAGUUGCCUUUGCAGCUUCCUCAGGCCUUCUCUUCUUCCCCCCUUCCCCCCUCCCCAUCACUGCCUCCCAACUGACUCUAAAUAUCGAUUUCGUUUGCGCCGUUCACUUUGUUUUCGCUCACCAUCUCCCGAUCUUCGAGACGAAAGACUUUCCAUGAUGGACAGGCUUAAAAGAGAAGCGGAGACGGGAUCAUUGAAUGCUCUCUGCAGACUGUCAUUGAAAGUCAACCGGGACUCAACCGUUUUUCCCAGUAUCAUCGCCGCCAUCCGCCAUCAUCUACUGUCUGUCAAUUUACCGACGACAUUUAUCGACCCAGGCUCAGAUUCAGAGCAUCUGAGGAUAUUGAAGAGAGUGCAUGAAAGCCUCAGUGCUCUUAUGAUGACUUUUGCCCACCAUGUUCUCGACAAUCCUCGUAACGUUGCUCUAGUAGCAAAUUUGUGGCCGGACUUGUCUCGCUGGAUUAUCCCAUUUCUUCAAACUUACAUCGUUGAGGUUCCUAACGAUCCAUCCAUCGUCCGUCAUGAGUAUGUUGAGAUCAUGAUCGACUCACACCUACGACUGCUGAAAGGACUAUUCCAAACACCCCAGAUUUCGUCUGCGAUGAAAUCUCCCGGCCUCAUAUCGUGUUUGAUGAAGGUUUGGGUGUCUCUCAUGGCAUCCGGUACGGAGUUUUCCCGGCAGGAGGCGACUAUGCUUGUAAUAAUGGGCUUGCUAUACCAAACUGGCAGCUUGCAUGAUGAUGAAGCCUUCAACGCCGUUACGACAGCUUUGUAUACGACAUCACCAGACAAAGUUACCGCCUCCCUCAUGGGUCUCAUAAACCUCGUACAACAGCCUGCAGCAUCUACGGAACAUGUCAUGAUUUCACUUGCGUUUCUCGAGCACACGACCAACAACUCCCUGACAUUCCGUCGAAACCACCUUGCUCAUCAUUCCAUCCACUGGGUUUGCCGGCUGAUGGAAAGGAUCACGUCGCGCAAGCCUGAUUUCGUCUCAUCCUUCGAGGAAGACAAGGUUCACGUGCCAAUGGUGGGAAUGCUCAGAUCUUGUGCAGGAUACUUAGCGACUUGCUUUGAAGAGGGUUCUCUCAGAGUUGUGCAAGCACUGGAACGUCAUUUGCUUGACUUGCUGUUGAAAUGUAUUCCUUUCUUUUCCACAGAAGACCCGUCGGCACCAUCGCUCCUCUUCUCGACCAUCGUGCAGAUACUCGAUUUGGUUAACUCUUAUCUCAUUUACCGUGGCGUCUUACGAGAAGUUCGCAGAAGCAUGCAGCGGAUACAGCGCUCGGGCCUGGAAGGAAACAUUCAUAUGGGCCCGGAAACUAUCCGAGAUGCAUGGUCUGCAUUGAAGAAGACGGCGGACAAGCGAUGGGCCAUCAGAUGUGUGAUGGUCAAUGAGGAAGUCGAUAAAUGUGAAAACCGGAACUGUCCACCUGAUGGAAUCAAUCAUUCAAAGCGGGCAGUAAAGUGUUGUCAAGGGUGCCAGGCCUCUUUCUAUUGUUCUAGAGAAUGCCAGAAGCAAGCCUGGGUUUCUCAUCGACCUCUCUGCCAGAAGAUUAAAUGUAUGAAGCAUGAUGGGAGCCCCACAAUGAUUUCCGCUAGGGACACUCUCUUCCUGAUCACUGUGGCGGAGAAUGACAUAUACGAACAUCUGGAAGUAGUAAAAGAUCUGCGGGAAAAGAACGAGCAUCAGCUGAAACACCCCUUGGUCAUUUCCCUUGACUACGUCUCGAUUCCCAUGGCCAUCACAAUGAAGUCCGCGGCGGAGUAUAGAGAUCGCGAAAGCGCAUGGGACCGAGCAAUUCAGAAGGUCGAAACACAAGGUGGUCAACUAGUUUUCCUAAGGUACCCUCACGCUGUCAAACCUCGCGAAGGUCUGCUUCGAUUCCAAAUCGACGUUUGAGUUGUUCCGUCCGUAUGAUGACUGAGGUUUUCUUAUCGUGUCGGCACUUUUGCCGUUAGGGAAAUUGUUUCUGUUUCUACCACUCUGGUGUCCUGCGGUGUGCGCGCAUUCACCCUUGAAGUUCUCCUUGACGCUCCACCUUGACAUAUGCAUGUUCCUGUACUCUGGCGUGUCCUAAAAUACCGCCAAUGCUCUGUAAGUGGGAUGGUCUCGCACGCUUACAAUUAUUUCUCCCUGGAGAUGUCUUGACCUCCCAGCUGCUACGUUUUGGUCCUGGUGCUAUACUAAAUAUGUCCGUUUUGAAAUAUCAUUCUAAUCCCAUCUGAUAAGCCG